Molecule: messenger RNA, 465 nt
Organism: Penicillium manginii
Lineage: Eukaryota; Fungi; Ascomycota; Eurotiomycetes; Eurotiales; Aspergillaceae
Product: hydrophobin family protein
Exons: 3
Coding region: 1-465 (154 amino acids)
Cellular component (GO): fungal-type cell wall
Molecular function (GO): structural constituent of cell wall
Source: RefSeq, a predicted model, not a curated record
AUGCAGUUCUCCAUCGCCGCUAUUGCCGUCGCUUUCGCCUCUCUGGCCACUGCCAUGCCCACUGAGUCUGGCAUCCAGCACCAGGAGGGUGGCCACGUCCGCUUCCCCGUCCCCAGCGGCAUGACUGUCAAGCAGGCCCAGUCCAAGUGUGGUGACCAGGCUCAGCUCUCUUGCUGUAACAAGGCUACCUACGCCGGUGACACCACUGAUGUUAACUCUGGCCUCGGUGGCGGUCUUCUGUCCAACCUGAUCGGUACUGGCUCCGGUGCCGAUGGUGUCGGUAUCUUCGACCAGUGCUCCAAGCUGGACGCUCAGAUUCCCAUCCUCAUCGCUAUCUCCGCUCAGGAUAUCCUCGACCAGCGCUGCAAGCAGAACAUUGCCUGCUGUGCCAACUCUCCCUCCACUGCCUCCAACGACCUGGUUGGCGCCGGUCUUCCUUGUGUUGCUCUCGGUUCCAUCCUCUAA